AUGGCCGUCGUCUUUGACACCCUUUCGAAUGAGCUGUUACUUGGGAUCGUCGUCAGGAUUUCUUUCGGCAAAGGAGAUUUCAGAACUCUCUCUCUGGUAAAUCGGCGUCUGCGGGAUUUUAUCAAGACUCAUCGAAACACCAUCAUCCAACGAGUAGCAUCAAUUCAAUUCCCUGUGGCAGCUAGAGCCGCUUCAUUGCAUCCGCUUGCAUGCGUCCCCACCCUCGAAUGGCUAGAGCAUCUCUCAGAUGAUACUAGGGACGUCAACGACUUUAUGGAAAAAUUUCGAGGCUUUUUGGACUCUAGCAUGGUCGAGAAGCAGUCCUCACCGACGCUAUUCAUUAGCGUACGAUGGUUGGAAACUGGUCUGCACCUCUUUCGCGGGCUUAGGGUGGAGUAUUGGAGAUCACUCCUGGGAACUGGUCGCACUAAUUAUGAAGGUCUGAUCGAACUUAGCCUCAGCGCUCUUUCUCCCGUCGAUAGCCUCGCCAUGCGCCAUGUGUCCAAAACUAUUCUAAGCAUCAUCAACUUCAUUCUCGAAGGCAAAAUAAUGAUUUCCUAUUUCCCCGUGUACCUAGCCCAGUCCAGCAGUCGCAAAGAAUUAACGAAACGAGCGCUGAUCGGAGCCGUCGAGCAGGAAUUAAGUGGCAGCCAGAGCAACUUCCUACAACCUUAA
Endocarpon pusillum Z07020 is the source of this 675-nucleotide messenger RNA. RefSeq lists its product as uncharacterized. Lineage: Eukaryota; Fungi; Ascomycota; Eurotiomycetes; Verrucariales; Verrucariaceae. The record is from RefSeq and is a predicted model, not a curated record. The transcript has a single exon. Bases 1 to 675 code for a protein of 224 amino acids.